AUGAGGGACGAGGGGUACAAUCUGGAAACUCUCACUUAUGAUCAUUCUGCUUUGUUCCUAGAUAUCUAUGAGCCACAAGUGAGGAUGGGUAUGAGGGGUUUUAAGUUUGAGAAUGCUUGGUUGUUGGAUGCAGGUUGUGGUGAAAUGGUGAGGGACUCUUUGAACGAAUAUGAGGAUAUGGGUUUGCAAGAGAGAUUAGCACUGUGUGGUUCGCGGAUGGUUGGUUGGGGUGGUGACAGAUGUCAUCGCUUUGGUAAACAUAUUAAGGAUGUUUAUUGGAAACAAAGGGCAAAGCAGCACUGGUUGAGAGAAGGGGAUAUGAACACUAUGUAUUUCCAUCUCUCGCCCUCUAACAAGAAGAGGAAAAAUCGACUGGUUAAGCUAAAGAAUGGGGAUGGUGAUUGGGUGGAAGGGAAGGAAUUGGGGCCUCUGGCUGUGAGCUAUUAUGAUGGUAUUUUCCAGAGUAAAGGUUGUUAA
This is a messenger RNA of Ipomoea nil (Japanese morning glory), 477 nucleotides long. RefSeq lists its product as uncharacterized. The coding region runs from base 1 to 477 and encodes 158 amino acids. The transcript is spliced from 2 exons. The record is from RefSeq and is a predicted model, not a curated record. NCBI's taxonomy places the organism in Eukaryota, Viridiplantae, Streptophyta, Magnoliopsida, Solanales, Convolvulaceae.